Messenger RNA from Caenorhabditis briggsae, 303 nucleotides. It is a transcript of the gene Cbr-spp-3, whose product is annotated as Protein CBR-SPP-3. The coding region runs from base 1 to 303 and encodes 100 amino acids. NCBI's taxonomy places the organism in Eukaryota, Metazoa, Nematoda, Chromadorea, Rhabditida, Rhabditidae. The record is from RefSeq and is a predicted model, not a curated record. The transcript has 2 exons.
AUGAGAACCUUCAUCCUCCUUGCCGCUGUCACCCUUGCCGUGCUCUUCUCCCAAACCGAAGCCCUCGACCUCGAGUGCCAAAUGUGCAAGAUGUCCGUCAAGAUUGUCGACCCAAUGAUCGGGGAGGACACUGAAUCCAUCAAGAAGGCCGUCGAUGCCGAGUGCAAGAAGGAAUUCCACAGUAUCCCAUUCGGAACCCAAGAAUGCAGAAAGUUCGUUGACACCAAGCUUGACCCAAUCAUUCACGAACUCGAGAACGGAACCGCUCCAUCUGAUGUGUGCACCAAGCUCCACAUGUGCUAA